CAGCCAUGUCUGAACUGCCGGGGGAGACCAGUGGCCAUGAAGGUGCCUGUGAGCCAGCUAUGUGGCUGACUCUGAAAAAACCGUGAUAACGGGGAUUAACAGCAACUGCAGUCCAAUUUCCCGACACUCUAAGGAAAGUGAGGAUGGAGUGAAGGCAGUAGGCUGUGAGCUGCUUACAGCCUCAUUCCCUCCCCCUUCGAGCCUGAGCAGGGAUUUAAAGAUAAUCUGCUGGCGGCUCCAUCUUUGCUCACUGCCAGAGGAGGAGGGUCACCUGUGGACAGCCUCUGGCACCCGGCGUCCUGGGCGUGUGUGAACUUUUCAGAGACAGGACAGAGAAGAGGCCAGACAGUAGCACUCACACAAGGUAUUCUUGCUAGAUGGCAGCAAACAACAGAAGACUCUCAGCUAACUUGGCUUCAGAAGGGCUAGCAUGUUCCAGUGGAAGUUGCCACAAGAUGGAUCAAGCUUUUUUUCCACUUUCAAAAAGCUAUUCAGACACCCUAAGAGGGCCCAUGGGUGUUGUAGAACUUGAACAGAAAUGUCAAGAUAUCCAAAAAAGCCUUAGCAAUGGAGUAUGUCAUCAGCAGAGAGAAGUGAGAAGCAACCAGCAGGGGUCCUCAGAAAGUAUCACUGUACCGAUUUCACUGUGCCCAGCUUCCACCAUGGAGAAAAAAGUGAUUUGCUCUCCGAGUCUAGAAGCUAUCAACAGCACAACUUUAAAUAUGAGCCCCCAUUUAAGAGCUGAUCAAGUGUCAACUUCUGCACAGAUUAACAACACAGAGCUCAGUUCUAGUGACAGAUGCCAGGAAACAAGGUGGCUUGAAACAAGUAAACCUCCAGUGCAGAGGAGCCACUCAGACAGCUUGUAUUCUAGUAAAGAGAGACAGAUGGUAUGUCCUGGGUGCAGCAUGACCUUUCCUAAUAUGGGGAUUUGUAACUGGGAUGCUAUAGGAUGUGCCACUCAAGGACAUCAAAUCGGUUCUUGUAGAAGGAGUCCCAUAAACAGUGUUCCUCUUGAGCAACCUCAGGCUUUGGGCCUCUGUGUUCCCAAUGUGUUAUGUAACCAAAAAACUGGAAUCCACAGAGGGGAUGGGUCCCAUGUUCAAACCUCCAUGUUAUGUGCAGAAACGUAUCAUACUCACUCAGAAGGAACUUUCCCAGCAUUUUGCCACUCCUUGCCUAUACCUGCACCUGUCCAAUUGCUCUCACGCGUGGUCAGUUCAGGAGAUGCAUGCGGAAAGCAGAGCUCCUCUAUGCCUUGCUGUCCAGCACACGCCCAGUCCCUUUCUGGCAUAAUGACUUUUCCUCGGCUGGUCUCUUCUGUCAGUGAGACAGGAUUGGAUGUUAAGAGAGUGAUGACUUGUCUUAUUCCAGGUACAGAGAUGAAAGAGAAUGCAGGCAUAGAGUGUCUCCAACAGAAAGGAACUGGACACAGGGGGACCAGAGAUGCUGGCACCAUGACUUCUUUGAAAGAGCUAACACUACAGUUCAGGGACAUGGCAGUCCAAACCAGUGAGUCCAGUACUCCUUGCUCACCACUCACUGAUAGGACACCACAUGUGUACCCAGAAAUCAAUCUUGUUCAGGAGCCAGUGGUUCAGAAGUCUCCAGUGAAAGAAGUCAAGUGGGAUGAAGAAGGUAUGACAUGGGAAGUAUAUGGUGCCUCAGUAGACCCUGAAGUUCUUGGGCAUGCAAUCCAAAAACAUCUGGAGCUACAGAUAGAGGAAGCAACUAACCGUGCAUCCGCCCUGUCACAACAGAAUAAGCACAGCACACACAAGAAAGCACGGGGUCGAAAGGGCCUAAAGAAUUUACUAAUCAACCCAGCAUGCUGCACUCGGACCAACACAGCCAUUGAUUAAAAUUUGCUCCCAAAGUAAAAUGUGCCCAUAGUAUGACUUAAGAUGACAACCGUAUAGUGAGAAUCACAGUCUUUCUGUGUUCCUGCAAAUGAAAAUACCUCAGCUCACUUCUAGAUAAACUCUGAGAAUCAGACUGAGAUGAUCCAGAACCCAGACAGUGAUCCCUGCACAAUGUGGCCAGUUUUUGCUGCAUUGAUAUUGUGCAUUAUGGAGUCACUAUGUUUUCAAAAUGCUAAAAUUCCCACUUCAUGAAAGCCAACGUGAAUCAAAAGUCCAAGUAUGACUGAAGUUAAAUCAUGAUACCAAUAAUCACUGUGCAUAAUCCUAUGUCUUACAUUACAGCAGAAAUCCAAGAAAAGAGCACCACAGAUGUAAAACCAUGGGAAGUGUCUUUAGUUGGAGUGUUGUACCUAUACCCAAAUACAGGUGACAAAGGGGGCCUGUCUAAGCAGUUCACUCCUACUAAGUUAAUUUAAAUCCUGCCUUCAAGAUAAGUCUAAUUGGUCAACAUGAUGUUGUCAUAUUUCAUUUUUUUCAAAUGCCAAGGAUAGUUAUAUCACAAAUGGCUAUUACCAUGACCGUCUGUUUAACAGACAUUACUGAGAUCAUCUCUCUUUACAGCAGUUUAGCUAAGAAAGGCUUGAAUGUUGAUUUUGGCAGGACAUGAAAAGUUGCAACUCCAGUUCAACAGUAAAUGAUCACUACGAAUGUCUCCAGUUUUGUUUCACCAAAACGUAAAAUGCUGCAUAAAAAUGAGGAAAUACUCAUUAUGAAACUUCACAGUAUGAUCAUGCCAUGAGGUUCAUCUUGUAUUACUCUAAAACCAUUACACAAAUGAUCCAACGUAUCACCAACAUGACAGUGAUAAUGAAACAACAGUAUAACCGGGACCAAAUAUUCAUCAUGAAACAGUAUCACCACUAGAGUAAAUGCACUGAAGAAUCAUUACAACAUGCCAUGACUGAAUGUUCUAUCAUGACAACCUAGCCUUGACAGUAUGUAAUCACCGAUCACUGUAACUAAGGGAUUAAACCGGGAAGCUACACAGAUCAUCCGUAAUACAUGGCUAUAGCAGAAGGUUCAUUAAUAAUUUCUUUGACAGAAGGCUUGUCUUGACACAAUCUAGCAUAACCAUGACAUAAAGCCAUGUGGACUUCUAUAGGAUAUUUAUGGAAUGUUAGCUUUACAUUAGGACCUUUUAUAGUAUAAAUAAAUAAGACUUUCAAUCCCUUAUAAGGAUCUAACUAUGACAAAAUUUUAAUUAAGGAAUUCUGCUUUUGUGAAGCUUGGUGUUUUUAGAUCAUCUUGUGAAUAUUUGAAAUAAGCUCUAGUUUUAUAUUUUAUGUAAAUCUACCUUCUUCUUUUUUAACAUUC
Molecule: messenger RNA, 3236 nt
Organism: Erpetoichthys calabaricus (reedfish)
Lineage: Eukaryota; Metazoa; Chordata; Cladistia; Polypteriformes; Polypteridae
Exons: 3
Coding region: 378-1862 (494 amino acids)
Biological process (GO): neuron projection development
Cellular component (GO): plasma membrane
Source: RefSeq, a predicted model, not a curated record